AUGAAGGGCAAAACCUCCAGAAUUCCCCUGGUUCCCUGCCCACUAACGGGUGAGCUAAGGUCACCAACUGAGUUUGAAAACAACAUUGUGGUCGUCCUGGAAACUCCGCAGCCACCGCAAGGACUGAAUGAAGUGGGCAAGAAAGGAGCAGUUGCUGAGCUACCACAGAUUAGAAUCAUCUGUCACAACAGUAACUCAAAUAAAAGAAUUACUUUAUACGUAGCAGACUUUCCACCGUUACUCCUUAACGGAAACUUAAGUGGGGACUGGCGAGGUGCUUCGGCGGCAGCGUACUUGCCUGGCCUGGCUGAACCCCCGGGUCCAGCACCAUCACCACACGAAAAAGGGAAAAAUAAGAAGAUAUUGAACGGGAGACCCGUGCUUUUAUUUGCUCAAGGCGGCAACCCUAACAGAAGAGGCUUUUCCCCUUUGCUGAUUACGAACGCGCGCUUCCCGCGCGCCGGCUGUCACUCCCCAAACCGCGGCUGCGCGCGCUGGUCACUUCGCCGCUCCGGG
This is a messenger RNA of Chinchilla lanigera (long-tailed chinchilla), 516 nucleotides long. RefSeq lists its product as uncharacterized. NCBI's taxonomy places the organism in Eukaryota, Metazoa, Chordata, Mammalia, Rodentia, Chinchillidae. The record is from RefSeq and is a predicted model, not a curated record.